This is a messenger RNA of Suncus etruscus (white-toothed pygmy shrew), 816 nucleotides long. It is a transcript of the gene MS4A7, whose product is annotated as membrane spanning 4-domains A7. The coding region runs from base 1 to 816 and encodes 271 amino acids. The transcript has 7 exons. Gene Ontology annotation, cellular component: plasma membrane; trans-Golgi network. The record is from RefSeq and is a predicted model, not a curated record. Gene Ontology annotation, biological process: cell surface receptor signaling pathway. Lineage: Eukaryota; Metazoa; Chordata; Mammalia; Eulipotyphla; Soricidae.
AUGGUAACUAAGGAGAGUGAAAAUGGAGAAGCUCUAUUUGAUACCAAAGAAGGGUCCCAAGGAGCCAUCAUCAUCCUCCUGUUCCUAGAGCCCAAGACCAAGAGUAGCAGUAAUACCAUCACACCAAAAUACAUCAUGAGUGAGUCAAAUAAGAAACACAGCUCCCUGAAAGAAGAUAACCUGAAGGACUUGACUAAAAUUGAAUCCACUGUUCUUGGGACUCUUCAAAUGAUAUGUUGCCUGUUGCUCUCAAGUUUGGGGGCUAUUUUGUUUUCUGCUCCCCAUACUCCCUACUUCGACACAGCUGUUUCCAUCAUUUUGAUGUCCGGGUUCCCAUUUGUAGGAGCUCUGUGGUUUGGCAUUACCGGUUUCCUCUCAAUUAUCACUGGAAAAAAACCAAGCAAGACCUUUGUCUUGAGCAGCCUGAUCUUAAACGCUAUUAAUGUUCUGGUGGCUGCCGUAGGCAUCUUCCUCUUUGCUACUAGCCUGAAAGCCCUGAAGACUGCCUCUCAGCAGUGUAACUCCGGAAAGAAUUUUCUGUCCUCAGAGCCUUCUGCUUCCUACAAUUAUUCGAUAUACAAAGAAAAGGAGUGCCUCAUCAUUGGCUCCAGUCUCACUAGUGUGCUGUUGGUGAUGCUUCUCUUCACUGUUUUGGAUCUCCUUCUAGCUGCUUAUUCCUCCGUGUUUUGGUGGCAAUAUAACUACUCCACGGACUCAGAGGCUGGGGACAAGGGUGGAGAUAUGAGAUGGACUCAGAACAUUGGUGGAUGGAGAUUGAUACUGAUGGAGGAAUUGGUGCUGAAACAUCAUGUCUAA